Molecule: messenger RNA, 3099 nt
Organism: Rhizoctonia solani
Lineage: Eukaryota; Fungi; Basidiomycota; Agaricomycetes; Cantharellales; Ceratobasidiaceae
Exons: 12
Coding region: 1-3099 (1032 amino acids)
Source: RefSeq, a predicted model, not a curated record
AUGGCUCUAAGAGCGCGAUAUGGACCCGGCAACCGUGCAUGGAGCUACCAGCGGCCUGCGGAAGACGCCGGGGACGGGGCACCGCCGUUGCCGUCCGCUUUUGGACUGACACUCUCUGCCGACGAACACACGCCGGUGCCCGAGUCGCGGAUUGAUGCCGAUGCUCCCACCCAAACAGCCGCCGACGCUGCUAGGAAUGCAAAUGGCUCAGCAAAGGCACGAGCAAAGAACGACGGCGCUUCUGCCGCUCGUGCUGCCCGUGCUGCCAAGGCAAGUGCUGCUCGGAGCGCACGGGCCUCGGCCGGCGCACAAUCAGCAAUCUCGGUGGCUGCUGCUUCCAUAGACCCGAUUUCGCUCCCCGACGGCGAUCUGCGCACUGUCAAGCGUAAGCGGUCGACGCUUGCCCCGGAUGUUGUUCAUGGGCCAGACGCGGACCCCGAGGCCGCUCUCCAGCCCCUCGACGAUGCCACUCUUCCCCUGGCAGGCGAUGAAAAUCCCCCCGCCGAACGAACACCUGCCCCCAUUCGUGCUCCUCGCACAAGUGGUGUAAAACGGCCGCGGGUGUCUCAGAAAGAUCUUGAUCUCAAGCCACUGCGAGGGGACGAGGGCGAUGAUGGCAGGCGAACAACAUUCGGCUCCACUACUAGCGCGCCUGACCCAUUCACUGCCCUUUCCGUCGCCGAUCUGGUCCCCAGUCAGGACCAAGCUGCCCAUGAACAAGUUGAUCCCACUGCAGCCAACCCGGAGAACCGACACGGCGCCAACUUCCGUCGGCUUCCACCAGGUGUCCCAGUCCAUCGUUAUCUGUCUGGCCUUUAUCGCCGAUACCCUGUGUCGCAAGUGGGUUUACCAAAGGAGGUUCUCGCUGAGGUACCAGACCUCGAUACCAGUGUUGCUCUACCCCCAACCACCAUUCCUAAUGCUACGCCGUUCCUCAAUCUCUAUGCCCCUCGCCGCACACGUGGCAUUGGUGCCGAUAAACAUGGAUUGUGCCCGAUAUGCGCAGAGCCUCCCAGCAGAGGUGGCCGGGGCAAGGUAAUGAUGUUGAACAUGAAGCUAUACAAUGCUCUCUACUCCACAAAUGUUCAGCUCUCGCCCAAUGUUGUUCAGUCCCCUGUUACAUCAGCGUUUAACUAUCAUAUGCAGUAUGUUCAUGGUCUUUCCCCUAAAACGGGAUUACCCUUUUCUCCGCCCAUGGCCUUUCGAUCGACUCCAAGGAAAACCGUUGGAGCGCGGGAAAAAGCGGCUCUUGAAGAAGGGCUUUGUCAUGCCUGCCAGCGUUGGAUCGUUAUUGAAGGUGUGAAGGCAGUAGAGGUGUUAGUUCCCGAGAUUUAUUGGUGGAAACAUGCUUCUACAUGCCACAAGUCUCGUAUGCUGGAUGGAGAAGGCGACUUUUAUGUCGAGGACGCACUCUUCAAGCGUAUUGUUCAAUGGCAAAGAGAUCAUCCCGCUGCAACAACCCGAGCAAGUACGACCACGGGUACCGUGCCGAAAAAGGAGGAGCCUAUGGACAUUGAUCUUCAACCCCCAACUGUAACGAGCUCAAGAACAGGUGCGAUGACGCCCAUCAGGCCCAACGCGGACGAGCCAGAUAGUUCCCCGCUGAGCUCUCUCGACGGGACCGAUGCUACGCGCAUUUCCCCUGCCGGCCGCAAAGCCUCCGCGCCUGCAUUACACUAUACUCCAACAUCUCGAGGGCCAUUCGGACCGCCAUCUCCCUCGGCUCGUGCCAAGUCUGCGGACCCCUCGAUACCUCCGCCCCCUCCCGGAGUUCCCUUGACUGCCAAUCACAUCAAUACUCCUCAGCUCGCCAACCAUGCUCUACCCGGAACUCUUCCCGGGACUCCUCAGACGACUGCUAGCGCUACCCCAGUCAUGCCCGUUGGUGCACUGCCAACUGUCCCAAUGGAAACUACAGACACUGAAGCCCGGAGUGUUGUUGAUUCGGGCGUUGCCCUUAGCCCUCAUGAUCCAUCCAAGUCGAUCGAUGAUGGAAUGGAUGGAGAUGCGGAAGCAGAGGGAGAAGAUGAGGAUGCUGAAGGAGAAGACGAUCCUACUGCCACUGCCGAGAGCACUCCUGUGAUACCCCAGUUGCCCGUUUUAACCCCUCUGCCUACGGUGCCGGUGGCCGAAGCCGAACCAGUGCGGUCCGCCGUAGGAGAAACAACCCUGCCCGUGGCUGCUGCGGAAGACUCAUUAACUUCCAGUGCGCCUCAAGAACAAGCACCUGUUGUCCAACAGGACGCAGGUGGCCAGGAGCCUUUAGUCAAUAUUCCCCAACCUACUAGCUUGGGCUUGGACACCACCAUCAACCCCCCCAAUUUGAUUCAAAGUUCGGGCGAGCAGGCCGGGGCUCAACAAGAAUCGUCCUCUGUACCAACAUUGGGUACGGAGCCACAGCCGAUCGUUACGGAACCUCAAGUUCAGGUUCCCGAGGAUGUCCAUAUGGCAGAUGCUUCUAUCACCCCAGCGGACGCACCCAAGCCGAAUCCUACACCGAUCCCAGAGUUGCAGACUGCAAUUCCCGCCCCGGUUGAAGUUCAACCGAUUCCAGAGAAUAUCCCUCCCGCAGUGCCACAGCAGGAAGUAGACUCCACCCCCGCUCCUGUCCCCGCCCCUGCUUCCGAGCCCGUCCCUGCCCCCACCGCCACCACCUCUCAAGAUACUUCAGUUCCCCAAGCCUCUGCUCUCACCGAGUCUUCCAGCGUGGAUGAGAUGGCGAUCCCGGCCGUCCCCGCCGAACUUCCAGCUGUUCAGGAAAUGGAUAUGUACACCAACACCGCCACUCCCAACGAACAAGAGACUGCACCGUUGCUGACCGAGACUGACUUGGCACUUGCCAACACGGACCUCGCUCUCGCUGUCGGAGAUAUAGGUUUGGUCAGUGGUCUCGGUGGCGCGGAGAUGUCCCUCGUGGGCGAAGAGACUGCGAUUCCUGGUGGCGGACUGGAGAUCCCCACCGAAAACCUCCAGCCGCUUGCCACUCCCGUCCCGAGCGAACCUGCCCUCGCCGUCCAGGAGGCCGUGAACAAUGCGCCCAAUCGCCCUGAUACUCCUAAUGGUGGAGGGGAUGAUAUGUUUGCAUUUUGGAAUGCCUAG